AUAAAUUCCCAAACUUCUCCCACUUCUCGGUCAGCCAAUGAAAAACAACCAUACCAGUCCUUGUGAUCUGUUCAUUUCUCUUCACUUUGUCCAUAAAGCUCAAUCUGAUGAUUGUUAACAGACUGCUUCUGUGCGGGAAGGAUUGUUUCUAGGAUCAUGCACACUAAAGGAAAUCAAUGUUGCUGCUCAUUUGAAGACUACAAGUACACUACUGAGUGGCUCCUAAGCAGGACCAGACACAGACCGAAGAUUGCAGUUAUCUGUGGAUCUGGACUGGGACUUCUUGCCGAUUCAGCCACUGACCAGCAGUCCUUCCUUUACAAAGAUAUUCCCAAUUUCCCCAUGAGCACUGUUCCUGGCCAUGAAGGGUGCCUUGUGUUUGGGAAUCUAAAUGAUAAAACAUGUGUCUUCAUGCAAGGCCGAUUUCACCUUUACGAAGGAUAUUCAUUGUGUAAGGUAACAUUUCCUGUGAGAAUAUUUAAGCUAAUGGGAGUGGAGACCAUUAUUGUAACAAAUGCUUCAGGAGGCUUGUGCCAAGACUUCAAAGUAGGCGACAUUAUGAUCAUUAAGGACCACAUUAACUUGCCAGGCUUUGCUGGUCAACACCCACUGUGUGGGCCAAAUGACGAACGGUUUGGAAUUCGUUUCCCCUGCAUGUCGGAUGCCUACAGCAAAGAACUGCGGAAGCUAGCUCUGGAUAUCUCCGCAGAGCUGGGUUACUCAGACUUCGUAAGAGAAGGUGUAUAUUGCAUGGUGAGUGGCCCCAACUUUGAGACCAUCGCUGAAGCACGCAUGCUGCACAUUCUUGGAAGUGAUUCUGUUGGCAUGAGCACGAUUCCUGAAGUGACUGUAGCGAAGCACUGUGGGCUACGUGUGUUUGGGCUCUCCCUCAUCACCAACAAAGUGUCACUGGAUUACAGCAGGGAAGAAAAAGUCAAUCAUGAAGAAGUCCUUCAGAUCAGCAAGACGAGGGCUGAAAUGCUGCAUAAUGUGGUCAACACCCUGAUAGCUAAAUCCGAUCAGAUCGAUGGGCCAAACAGCAACUAAACCCAAGGGAUUUAUUCAUACUCUAUAUCCCAUGAAAUAAUUACCACCCCAACCCAAUUAAUGGGCAAAUAUGUGAUGCUUGGGUUCAUGAUUAGCUCAAGAGCUUUGCAUCAAGCACAUUUUCUCAAAAGUCAUUAGUUCAAUGUUUGCUUCAAAAAUGAAAAAUUAAACAGAAGAAACGGUCCCACUGUGACACAGGAAAAGCCCAAGGUAAUUUGCCAAAAUGAAAUAUCAGAAAACGUUCUGUAUCUGGUUAGUAAAUUGUAGUUAAGAGUAUUUGAGGGAACAUGGUUCUAAUUUUAACCAAAGUUCUGUUCCUGAAAAAUAAAAUAAUUCAUUAUAGUUUCCACAGACAUCAAACCAGGUCCUAAUUGAGAGAAUAUUCUGGUGUUAUUUCAGAUUUUAUAUUUUCCCAAAUGUACCUUAAUUAUUUAUCAAUUUUACAGUGAAGAAGGCACAGAGCAGGGUGGAAAACCGUGGAAUUCUGGAUUAUGUAUGAACGUCUAAUGGGUUGAUUGAAAUGUGAUUUUAGUAGCUUCUUAUUAGGCCAUGAGUGGCACAUAUGGGGUACUCAUUACCAGAUGGGUUAUUUAAAUUGUUUUUUAAAAAUUGCCUUCUUAUGGAAAGCUAUUUCGGGGUAGAAGACUUCCACAUGGAUUAAUCUAAAUCUGAUCUAGUGACGCUUCUGUCAGUAUCUCUCCUGCCACGAGGAUGGAAUAAAACAUUUAGUUAUUGGGAACCAGGGACCUUGAGCUCAAAGAAAAACCAGCGCCCUUCCUUUCUUUCCACUGUGAAGUGGAACCCUGGGAGAGAGGGAAUGUGCUGGUUCUUGCUAACUGAGAUGCCAUAGCAGUUUUCCGGAAAUUGAAGUGGCAAAAACAUCAUAAAAUGAAUCUUGCUGCCUUCAUUUACCCGUGAAAAUCGGAAAUAUUUAAGCAUCCUUCAAAGAUUCAAUUAAUCAGUGAAACAUGCUUCUGUCAAGACCAUAUGCUCCUCUUCUGUCUGUUAUUAAUACCUGUGACAAAAUUGCCAGUUUCAAAAUAAUUAUUAGUGUUAUGAAUACUAACACCACACGAAGAACAGUUUUGUAGUUUAAUUUGCAAAUAGAAAAUAAACAUAUAUGGGAUGCCUCAAAUAUCUGCAGAAAGAUUUGUAUUUACAUAAAUAAUGAGAGUUGAUUCAAUACUGAUUUAAAUUAAAUUUAGAUUUAAAGCAAAGUUUCAUAUUGAGUUCUUGAAAAGCCUGAUGCAUAAACUGUCCUUAACAUUGAUGCUGUUACAAGAAUAAAGAAAAAACAGGUG
Molecule: messenger RNA, 2348 nt
Organism: Lepisosteus oculatus (spotted gar)
Lineage: Eukaryota; Metazoa; Chordata; Actinopteri; Semionotiformes; Lepisosteidae
Gene: pnp4b
Product: purine nucleoside phosphorylase 4b
Biological process (GO): nucleoside metabolic process
Cellular component (GO): cytoplasm
Molecular function (GO): purine-nucleoside phosphorylase activity
Source: RefSeq, a predicted model, not a curated record